Molecule: messenger RNA, 1230 nt
Organism: Myiozetetes cayanensis
Lineage: Eukaryota; Metazoa; Chordata; Aves; Passeriformes; Tyrannidae
Gene: RND1
Product: Rho family GTPase 1
Exons: 5
Coding region: 45-743 (232 amino acids)
Biological process (GO): small GTPase-mediated signal transduction
Molecular function (GO): GTPase activity; GTP binding
Source: RefSeq, a predicted model, not a curated record
GGGCGGCAGCGGUGGGGGAGUUUCGCGCGCGCGGUGCCGCCGCCAUGCGGGAGCGGAGGCCGGUACCGGCCGCCCCGGCCCGCUGCAAGCUGGUGCUGGUGGGCGACGUGCAGUGCGGCAAAACGGCCAUGCUGCAGGUGCUGGCCAAGGACUGCUACCCCGAGACGUACGUGCCCACCGUGUUUGAGAACUACACGGCGUGUCUGGCCAACGAGGAGCAGCGGGUGGAGCUGAGCCUCUGGGACACCUCCGGCUCCCCCUACUAUGACAACGUGAGGCCCCUGUGCUACAGCGACUCGGACGCUGUCCUGCUCUGCUUCGACAUCAGCCGCCCCGAGACCCUCGACAGCGCCGCCAAGAAGUGGAAGACAGAAAUCCUGGAUUAUUGCCCCAACACGCGGGUGCUGCUCAUCGGCUGCAAGACGGACCUGAGGACGGACCUGAGCACCCUCCUGGAGCUCUCGCACCAGAAACAGGCCCCUAUCUCCUACGAGCAGGGCUGUGCCAUGGCCAGGCAGUUGGGAGCCGAGGGCUACCUGGAGUGCUCGGCCUUCACCUCGGAGAAGAGCGUCCACAGCAUCUUCCGGACCGUGUCCGGCCUCUGCCUCAGCAGAGCCCCCCAGCAGCCCCCCCAGAGCCCCCCCCGCAGCCUCUCCAAGAGACUCCUGCACCUGCCCAGCCGCUCCGAGCUCAUCUCCAACACCUUCAAGAAGGAAAAGGCAAAAAGCUGCUCUGUCAUGUGAAGGGGGGGACAGGGACGACCCUCCCCAACUUCCAGCCCCCUCCCGAGUCCCCAGGGUGGGAUGGGGGGGCUGGACAGGGCCCUGGACCCACCCCCCACCCGAGGAGGAGGGGGUGCUGCUGCCCCCCCAUCACACCAUUGCCCUGCCAGCCCCCGGCCUGGGGGGCUGUCCCCAUGGGGAGGGGGGUCUGGGGGGUGCUCAGCACCUGGUCCCCAACCUGGGGGGAUCCCUGUGGGGUUUGGGGUGCACAGGACCCUGGGGACACUGACCCAGGGGGGGUCCCUGUGGGGUUUGGGGUGCACAGGCACAUGGGGACACAGUCCUGGGACAUCCCUGUGGGAUUUGGGGGGCACAUCAUGGGGCUCAUCCAUGGACUCAUCCUGUUUCCCCCCACCCCUCAUCCACUGCUUGGCCCUGGGGGGACCCCAGCGGGUUGGGGGGCAAUGGGGGGGGCUAUUUUAUGGACUGUCUGGGGUGGGGGGGUGUC